UUCUCAAUCACUGCAUCCAUAAUACUGUUGGCUGGAAAUCGUCUGCAGAUCAGAAAAUAGCAAUGACUGACCUCCAAAUAAGAGACAACACAGACAACCUCUCAGAGCUGAGGAUUGUGCUGCUGGGAUGCAGAGAUGCUGGGAAGAGUUCAGCAGGAAACACCAUCCUGAACAGAGAGGAGUUUGAGUUAAAGAGAGCUGCUCAGUGUGUGAAGAGACAGAGAGAAGUAGCAGGGAGACACAUCACUGUGGUUGAAGCUCCAGGAUGGUUGAAUGACACUGAUGUAGAGGAGAGCACUGAGCUACUGAAACAGGAGAUUGUGCUCAGUGCGUCUCUGUGUCCUCCAGGACCUCAUGCUGUACUGCUGAUCAUACAUGUAGGAACAUCUUUUAAAGAGAAAGAGAGGAAAGCAUUGAGAGGACAUCUAAAACUUCUAACUGACAUAGUGUGGAGUCACACUAUAGUGCUGUUCACUCAUGGAGACUGUCUGGGAGACACAGCCAUAGAGCAGCACAUUGAGAGAGAAGGGAAGGAGCUCCAGUGGCUGGUUGAGAAAUGUGGGAACAGGUAUCAUGUUCUCAACAAUAAGAACAGGAGUGAUGACACUCAGGUCACAGAGCUGCUGGAGAAGAUAGAGGAGAUGGUGGCAGCAAACAGUGGACGCCAUUUUGAAAUGGACAGAAAGAUCCUACAGGAGGUGGAAGGGAAGAGGAGAGCUGAGGAAGAGAGAGCUAAAGAGAGGAUGAUGAAGGUGCUGAAAGUGAAGCAAGACAUCAGGACAAAAAUGGGUAAACCGAUAAUGAUUACUGCAGGGUUUACAGCACUUCCAAAUCGCAAAGACUUUGAAAUAAUUUUUCUUCAGGACAGAGCUUUGCAGAGUUUUACUCAAAUCUUUAAUGCUGGUGUUGGAAAUGGCUUCUGGAAGGAUUGGGAGCUGGACACCUCUGCCCCACAAGAUAUUAGAUUCAUCUAUGUGAAGUUCUGGACCGGCAAGGUGGCGGAUGCUGAUGUUGAGCAGUACCUACGCAGGUACUGUGAGAUCUUACAGCCUGUGUUUAAACCUCUGGAUCAGUUUGGCCUGUGGUAUGGAGUCCGCCGUUAUAAAGUGAAGCUGCAUCAUAAUCCUGAUGGCAGCCUUUACCAGAUUCCAAAUUCGAUCACUUUGGGGCCGUAUAACGGCAGGAUCUCAUACCCUGAUCAGGUACAGAGGUGCUACAUGUGUGGUUCUCAAGACCAUCAAGUGAAAGACUGUGAGGCCUUGAAGUGUUGGAAGUGCGGGGAGCUUGGGCAUAAAGGUAAAGAGUGCAAAAACACAGAACUAUGUAAUUUGUGCCAGGAACGAGGCCACACUUACUUUAAAUGCCCAAGCUCUUAUAGCAAUAAAGCACGUGGACCAACACCAAAGCAAUCUACUGACAUCAACGCAGCUCAAAAUGGAGAACAUCAGGAGGACACGGCACCUCAAACCAGUGAGAUCAUCCAAGAAGCCCUUUUAAGAGCCGCCAAACUGUUUCAGUCCAAAAGAGCGAGUUUUCUAGAGUUCUCUUAA
Molecule: messenger RNA, 1550 nt
Organism: Colossoma macropomum (tambaqui)
Lineage: Eukaryota; Metazoa; Chordata; Actinopteri; Characiformes; Serrasalmidae
Product: GTPase IMAP family member 8-like
Exons: 3
Coding region: 63-1550 (495 amino acids)
Molecular function (GO): nucleic acid binding; zinc ion binding; GTP binding
Source: RefSeq, a predicted model, not a curated record